AUGGCUCAGGUCCCGGUCCAGAUGAUCCAUCGGGAUCCCCAGUUACUAUACUGGAUCCUCUUCCCUAUCACCAUUGUCAUGAUUCUAACCGGUGUCCUCCGCCACUACGCCGCCGUCUUCCUCGCCAACGCCCCCAAGAAGCUCGAAAAACCCGCCAUGCGCGAACAGCGCUCCCUCCUCCACGGUAUCAGCGUCAAGAACAACUUCCACGUCCUCUCGCGCAGGUCCUUCGAGGCGCGCCGCGACUGGCUCAUCCCGGCCUUCGAGUCCGGCGCGUUCCUCAAGGAUCCCGACAGGAAGGGCCAGCCUGCGCCGAAUCCGUUGACGGAUCCCGGCGCUAUGGAUGGGAUGAUGGGCAUGAUGAAGAAUAAUAUGGCGAUGAUUAUUCCGAACACGCUUAUUAUGAGUUGGAUUAAUGCUUUUUUCAGCGGUUAUGUUAUCACGAAAUUGCCGUUCCCGAUUACGAUCAAGUUUAAGAGCAUGCUUCAGGCCGGCGUUGCGACGAAGGAUAUGGAUCCGAGGUGGAUGUCUAGCAUCAGCUGGUACUUCCUUUGCAUUUUCGGAUUGCAGUCCGUCUUUAACUUUUUGCUUGGCAGCGAUAAUGCUGCCAACCAGGUUGCUGCCCAGAUGGGUCAGAUGGGUCCCCAGGCGCAAAUGUUCGGACCUGGACAGGACCCUGACAAACAAUUCCAGGCGGAGGCAGAGAACUUGGCAGUCAUCGACCACUACUCGGUCCUUGAUGAUAUUGAGGACAGGCUUCUCGAGUCUGUCAGGGUAUAG
Molecule: messenger RNA, 780 nt
Organism: Scedosporium apiospermum
Lineage: Eukaryota; Fungi; Ascomycota; Sordariomycetes; Microascales; Microascaceae
Exons: 5
Coding region: 1-780 (259 amino acids)
Biological process (GO): protein folding in endoplasmic reticulum
Cellular component (GO): membrane; EMC complex
Source: RefSeq, a predicted model, not a curated record